Botrytis cinerea B05.10 is the source of this 1051-nucleotide messenger RNA. RefSeq lists its product as hypothetical. Lineage: Eukaryota; Fungi; Ascomycota; Leotiomycetes; Helotiales; Sclerotiniaceae. The record is from RefSeq and is a predicted model, not a curated record. The transcript is spliced from 2 exons. Bases 525 to 920 code for a protein of 131 amino acids.
GGCUCGACAAUAUGGAUUAUCCAUGGCCAGCAGAAUGGAGAUUCUGAUCCAAGGCAAUUUUUCAACCUCGGAUCGAAGAAAAUAUUGGGAAUUAGAAGGCAUGCUCAGUUGUGUUGACUAUGAGUGCACAAUGCUUGUGACUAUUCUGGGGUGGUAAUUUGUAGAGAUGGGCAAAUUCUUAAUGUGUAUUGAGAGCACUUUGAUGGCUGUGAGAUGGGCUUAUGUUAAUAUAUGAAUUAAAUGUCUUUUGUUAUCUUUUCCUUUUUCUUUUCCAUUAACAAAAAAACUGGAAGGCCCAGUAUGAUGAGAUAAAAGACAUAAAGAGAAAGUGAGAAAAAUAACAAAAGUGAUUUGAUUCUUGGAUCUGGAAGCUUUUGGAACAUGCGUGCAGGACACCAGACUUUGUAUUUCUCCACACACCUUGGUUUCAAAUUACUAUAUUAUACCACGUUUCCAAGUCCAUAGCUGUCAUCUUUCUCCACAAAAAACCAAACAAACUCAUUCCUAGAUAUCGGAAGUACACAAUGUGUAAGUUUGGCCUCAUAAUCUGCUCAGCAAAGGAUGCACACUGGAUGAAGCUCGAUGCUAUUUACUUAUGUGCGCAAGCACAAUCAACUUUUGCUCCUUGCAGCAUCUACUCGGCAAAAGAAGAGCAUCUUCAAAAGCUAAAACAUUGGCUGUAUCCUGCACCUUGCCGUAAAUGUCAUCCCAACAUAGAGCAAGAUGUAAAAGAAGCAAUGUCUACUCCAAUCGGGACAGUUUCAGAUGAACAAGAGGCGAUUUCUCAAUCUCCAACGACGGCCAACAAUCUUAGCCAUGAUAAACAUAAAGAGAUCGAUUUCGAAAGCAGCAAUUCUUCGGACAAACCAUUUGAUAUGAGAGGUGACCGCGAUGGUAUAGAUGACGGUAGUGGAUGCUAGUUACCACGUGCGUUUGUUUCAGAGGUGACGAUGACACCGAUUCAGGAUCUGAUAUUGAUACUUGCUUUUUCAUAUCGAUACAUGUCAGAGGAUUCGCAAUCUCGUUUUAGUGUAUUACUUUGGUGCAAGCA